GCGACCCUUGUGAGAAUAAGCGGCUGGAUUGAGUGAGUGCGAAUGGUUGUUUGUAUCUUUGUUCCCAGGUGUGCGACCAAUUGAAGAUAAGUUCUCCGUAAAAUGGACGGAUUCGAGGUAUGAGUGACACGGAAGAAACGUGAAGGAGGAAAAAAAGAACAAUUACUGCUCAGUACUCUCACGAGCACUCUGGUUUCAGUGGCAAUGACUGAAGCGAACCACAUCCUGCGCAACCAUCGCAAAGAAAAAAAAGGUGGAGAGAAGCAAAUUGGAGCAGUUUCGCAGUCGCGCGAUGUGUGGUGGCCAAGCACGGACACCUUCACGCGUUGUGGGACGUUCCUCUGCCGCCGCCUCGAAGAUGUGCGUGAGCACGCACUAAAAAAUUUGGACCCCAAGAAUCCCAUCAUGCUGCAGAAUUUGCGCCGGAAGCUGCGGCGGGACAAGGCAGAAAAAUUAAGGCCCGUGCCCUCCCGUCUGCAACCAUCCGCUAUCGACCACCGCCUCAGCUCCUCAGUCCCAGACAUGCGGGACUUCAAGCAGGACGUCUACUGCGCUGUAUCCUCUUCUCCUUACCUUCGCAAGAGUCCCGCACCCUGCUACAGCAGCCCUAACACGCCACUGGCCCAUCCUGCCCGACGAGGUGGCUUAGGUGGCGCAGGGGGAGGAGGAAGUGUAACUACCGGGAGUGAGCACACACUAAGCGUGCCUGCAGACUACACAGACUGGGCGUCCUCUCAGGAGUCGUUCAACAGCAUGCACAUGGACGAUGGACCCACAGAAUGGCGCCGGCUGUCGGGCCGAGGAGGCGGUGUUGGAAUAGAGGCUGAGGAGUUGGCGCUGCCCGAAAUUAUGACCGUUUACAGCCUGGACACAGACACCGGUGCGGACGACAGUAUGCAUGGUGACAUGGAGUCCAGCAGUGUCUUCGAAGGUGGCAGAGAGUCUCUUAGCUCCUUCUUGCUCACCAUCAACCUGAAAGAGGGACGCAACCUGGUCAUCAGGGACCGCUCUGGAACCAGUGACCCAUAUGUGAAGUUCAAGCUGGAGGGUAAGACAAUCUAUAAGAGCAAAGUGAUCUUUAAGAACCUGAACCCCCUGUGGAGUGAGAACUUUUCUGUCCCCGUCCGGAACCUCAGUCAGUGCCUCUAUGUCAAGGUGUAUGAUCGUGACCUGACCACUGAUGAUUUCAUGGGUUCGGCCAACAUCCUUCUCAGUGACCUGGACCUGGACAAGGUAAACGAGCUGUGUCUGCGUCUGGAUGACCCCAACAGCCUAGAGGACGACAUGGGUGAGAUUCUGAUGGACGUGAAGCUCACGCGAAGAAAUGGAGACAGCCGACGCGGACCACGCUGGCCGCAAAUACGAAAGCGCAGUAGUCUGCAGAGCUCGCGGCUGUCAGCGGUAUUGACGAAGAGUCAGCUUUGGACAUCUGUGGCGACAGUGACCCUGGUGGAGGGUCAGGACGUUCCCGUGGACUCGCCAACCGGUCAGUUCUUUGUCCGCUUCCGGCUGGGCGAGCAGCGAUGCAAGAGCAAGAAUGUCAACAAGGUUUCCAAGCCUCAGUGGAGAGAGGCGUUCACCUUGAACCACUUCCUGGAGACACCCAGCAUCCUGGAGGCGGAACUCUGGUCUAAAGACGGCCGACGAGCUGAAGAAUGUUUGGGAGUGUGUCAGGUGGAUAUUUUCGGCAUCCCCAGAGAUGAAAGGCAGCUCUUCACGCUAACGCUGGACUCGGGCCGAGGACGUCUGGUCUUCCUAGUCACAAUCAGCCCCUGUAGCGGGGUCUCCAUCUCAGACUUCUGUGCAGCGCCCCUCGAUGACCCAACCAAGUGCCAGAACCAGCUGGACAACUAUAGCCUUCGAAGGACCUUUAAGAACCUCAGCGACGUGGGCUUUCUCCAAGUCAAAGUCAUCAAGGCAUGCGAUCUGCUGUCCGCUGAUCUGAACGGCAAGAGCGACCCCUUCUGUGUUCUGGAACUCUGCAACGACAGACUGCAAACGCACACUGUCUACAAGAGCCUCCAGCCCGAGUGGAACAAAGUCUUCACCUUUCCGGUCCGAGACAUUCACGAGGUUCUGCUGGCGACCGUCUUCGAUGAGGACGGAGACAAAGCUCCGGACUUCCUGGGAAAAGUGGCCAUUCCUCUGCUUUCGAUCCGUGGGAGGCAGCAGAUCACCAUGCUCCUGAAAAAGGAGGACCUGGGGGGUUUCACCAAAGGAAACAUCACGCUGGAGCUUGAGAUCAUUUUUAAUCCCGUCAGAGCCAGCAUAAGAACAUUCCGACCCCGGGAGAAAAAAUUCAUGGAAGAUAAUCCCAAAUUUUCUAAAAAGGCUUUGGCCAGGAAUGUGCAGCGAGUACAGGCGCUGUACCGGGCCAUCACGUCCACGCUGCAGUAUGUGAAAAGCUGCUUUCAGUGGGAGAGUGUCCAGAGGAGCCUGCUGGCCUUCCUGGUGUUCCUGUAUACAGUGUGGAAUUGGGAGUUCUACAUGCUCCCCCUCAUCCUGGUCCUGCUCAUUUCAUGGAACUACAUCCAGAUCUGCUCCGGACAAAGCAGUCAAGAACUAAGCAGCAUAGACGUAGGUGAUGAAGAGGAGGAUGAUGAGAAGGAAUCUGAACGUCGGGGCUUGAUGCAGAAGAUACACAUGGUGCAGGAUGUUCUUAUCAGCCUUCAGAACUUCCUGGAUGCGGUGGCCAACUUUGGGGAGAGGAUUAAAAACACGUUCAACUGGUCCCAGCCCUUCCUGUCCAGCCUCGCCUUGCUGUGUUUUGUCACGGCAACCGUUCUCACAUAUUACAUUCCACUGCGCUACCUCAUCUUGAUAUGGGGCAUCAACAAAUUUACCAAGCGAUUGCGCAACCCUUUUGCCAUUGACAACAACGAGGUGCUGGACUUCCUGAGCAGGGUGCCUUCAGACGUCGAGAAGGUCCAGUUCAGCGAGCCGAGAGGUGCCAAAAAGAAGAGGACAACGUGAAGCGGCUCCACUUGGAUGACUUUUUAUCUACUUCCUACUUUUGAGUACUGAAACCACGACACCAAAGGACAGAUUUCUUUACCAUUCAUUUAUAUUACUAUAUUAUUAUUGGACGUGUUGCUCCUCCAAUUUUUUAGGUUUUAUUAUGUCAUAUAUAUUAAUAUAUACAUUAUGUGUGUGUGUGUGUGUGUGUGUGUGUGUGUGUAAAUAUAUAUUUGCCAGCCAACAGCGAAUCGGCAGGAGACCGACAACAGCCGCACUCACAAUCACACCUAGGGGCAAUUUAGAGUGUCCAAUUAAUGUUGCAUGUUUUGGAGAUGGGACGCCCAGAAAAUACAAAACAACCAUUCACACUCAUAGUCACACCUAUGGACAAUUUAGUGUGUUCGCUUGACCUACAAUGCAUUUUAGGUAUGUGGGCAAAAAUCGGAGAAAAACCACACAGGCACGGAGGGACCUUGGUAACUGACCCAGCUGAGGCCAUAUUUGAACUUGGAUUCUAAGAAGGGAGAUGUGCUAACCAGUUGGCCAUCAUACUUAUAUUCGUGCAGUAUAUGUGUACAGUAUUUGUAUGCGUGUCUAUAUAUUGGGUAGUGUGUGUAUUAAGGCUGUCAAUCAAUUAAUAUUUUUAAGUUACAUGAUUUCUAUGGUUAACUUGCAUUUACCAUAAUUUCUCGUGUAUAAUACCCCCUCAAAUUUAAAAUGGACACCCCCAUAAUUUGCCCUAAAUAUGAGGAAACCCCUUCUACCUAUGUAUAAUGCACAUGUAUAGAAUGCUAAAUUUACUACUCUCCAUACUCAAAACAUGAAACGCUUACUCAUCGUAUUUUAAUAGGAUUUUAAAAGAAACGUUUUGUCCUGUGAAGCAGUGGAAUACUUGUUGUUAGCACAUCUGCUUCACAGUUCUGAGGACCGGAGUUUAAAUCCAGCUUUGCCUCUGUGGAUUUGUUCUCCAUUUGCCCAAGUGUGUGUCCUCCGGGUUUUUCCCCUAUCCCAAAAACAUGCAUUUGAUGUUGAUUUGAAGACUCCAAAUUGCUCAUAGAUAUGAAUGUGAGCGUCAAAACUUUUUCAUUUAUAUAUGCCUUGAGAUUAUGUGGAGACCAGCUCAGAGUGUACCUCGUCUCUCACCCCAAGUUUGGUGGGAUAGGUUCAAGCUCACAACCCUGGUGUGGAUAAGGGGUAUGAAAAAUUGAUGCAUAUUCUCCUCUGUGCACAUGAAUUGAUGUAAUUCCAUUUUUUUUUUUUUUAAAUAGCAUAAGGCUUACCGGGUAUGUUGCAACUGUGUGCCAUGUCGGCUGUGUCCUUCGGUGACUGGGCAGGUACAAAGGAGUCGAAUGCACCCUUUUGAGUCCACAGCAUUGGCUGAAUCAAUUAGUUGGUUAAUGGUUGGUGUCUAUUCUGGCGGCCAUUACGUGUUUGCUGGUCGUUAAUGUUUUAAAAUUCUCUCAAUGCUUUCAGACAAAUAGCUGCUCAAGGAGUUAGCUAGCUUCUGUAGCAAUGCAGGGUAGCGAUCUGAGAGAGAAUGAGUAGGAUAAAAUGUCUUGAACAUCCCCAACCAGAGAUUGCUUAGUGGUCAGUAGUAAGCGGUAAUUUCUCCAGAUACGUUACAUGGGCAAAAAGGUAGAUAGCGAGUGGCUUGCCACAACGUAACAAUCCAUCUUUGACAUGGGAGUCCAUCUGGAGAGAUAUGAUAUUGAAAUAACGGAAAUUACAACAAAGAUGUCAUAUAUUUAUAACAUUACACAUUACUUAUAUAUUAGAAUGAAAGUACAAGUUUUUAGAAGUCCCUCGGUACUGGGUUUUUGUAUACAUUUAUGCAAUGUGAAAGAAUUUUAUCUUUUUCCUUAUACCUAUGUAUAAUACUUUGACUUUGAUAAAUUUUGGUUGGGAAAACAAAGAUUAUUAUAGUAAUUACAGUGGUCACAGAUCAAUUGGCUAUUUUGUAUCUGUUCUAAAUGUUCAAUCAAGUUUUUAAUAGUCUUAACAUAUGAGUGGACAAAUGCAUACCUUAUACAGAUAUAUUUUUGCAACAUUUCAAAUUCAAGCUCAGGAAACAAGAUGGGCAUAUUACACUGUAAAGCUUCUUACUGUUUUACUGGCAGCAAUGAUCCUGUAAAAUACUGUAAAUUAGUCCAGCACAAUACUGUAAAUUUUCCAGAAAAAUACUGUAUUUUCCAAGAUCUGAUUUUUCAGCAACAUACUGGAGAAAUUUACAGUAUUGUACCCAAUCACUGCAGCCAAUAAAAUACUGUUGUUUUUAAUGAUUCAGUGAUAUGCUGUAAAAAUACUUUUUUUACAAUAAAUGAAUAUUUAGUUAUG
This is a messenger RNA of Syngnathoides biaculeatus (alligator pipefish), 5292 nucleotides long. Its product is annotated as multiple C2 and transmembrane domain-containing protein 2-like. Gene Ontology annotation, cellular component: synaptic vesicle membrane. The coding region runs from base 205 to 2973 and encodes 922 amino acids. Lineage: Eukaryota; Metazoa; Chordata; Actinopteri; Syngnathiformes; Syngnathidae. Gene Ontology annotation, biological process: regulation of neurotransmitter secretion. The transcript has 23 exons. The record is from RefSeq and is a predicted model, not a curated record. Gene Ontology annotation, molecular function: calcium ion binding.